Molecule: messenger RNA, 1773 nt
Organism: Striga asiatica
Lineage: Eukaryota; Viridiplantae; Streptophyta; Magnoliopsida; Lamiales; Orobanchaceae
Source: the annotation of a GenBank genome assembly
CGAAAAUACAAAAUACAAAAGAAAAAUGAAAAAGAAAAUAAACAAAAGGGAGCUGCAAUAUUGGCGAAGGCAAAGGCAGACGGUAUAUGGACGCUACGACUUCAGCGGGCCUCCGGCCGCCACAGGCAAAGAAGCGGCGGCGUGCCUCUCCAACUGCCGUAGACGCUAUAGGAAAUGAUGUUCUGUGCAUGAUUUUCGCUUUUCUCGACCUCGUCCAGCUUAUUCGUUGCUCUGCUGUCUGCAAAUCAUGGAAAACAGUGAUUAAUAAACUGAAGUUGCUGCAAAUACAAUAUCACAAUCAACACCCAACAAGUUCUGGGGGAGGCAAUGAUUUGCCUAGAUUUUCAGAAAGAUCAAUAAAUAUACAGAUGGAGCAGUUAGCCAUGGAUCGGCAAAGGUCGUCUUUGCAAGAAGGUGAAAUUGAUAUUUCUCAAUGGAAAGCUCACGCGGUAGGGUUUAACAAGUGCAGGAUGAAGAUGGGUUUGAUUCUUUCUGGUGUGGGAGAUAAGGUAAUGCGUCUCUGGUCUGCCGAGAGUUGUAAAAGACUGGAUGAAUAUUUUCUACCCGAUAAAGCUCCACUAAUUGAUUUUGAUUUUGAUGAGGGAAAGGUUGUUGGUCUUUUGGGGACUCGUAUAUGUAUAUGGAGGCGCGUUGGUAAGAGAGAGAUAAUUUCAUCACUCGAAGGCUUGUUUACUAGGGGAAUGUGCAUGAGUUACGUGGACCCACUGGCAGUGGUUGGGUGUGAAGAUGGGAAAGUCCGUGUAUUUGAUAUGUACAGCAGAAAGAUUUCGCAGAUAAUCAAGAUGCAUCCUGGGGCAGUAUCAUGUUUAUCUUUCACAGACGAGCAAUUAAUUGUUAGUGGUUCAUCUCAUGGUACUAUUUCAAUAUCAGAUCUUUCAUCUGAUCAGCGGGUCAUCACCUUGGACACAACUACUUCUGCAGGCAUAAAAACUUUAUGUGUGAACCCAAGCUCAUAUAAACUGUUUGCUGGAUCAAGUACAGGCCAUGCAUCUUGUUGGGAGCUGAGAACAUCAAGAAGACUAUGGGAAACACGAGCAAGCCCCAAUGUGCUUUACUCCAUGCAUCACUUGGCGAAUGAUAAAUCAACAUUGGUUGUUGGUGGAAUAGACGGCGUUUUAAGAGUCAUUGACCAAGACACUGGAAAUAUAUUGUCCCGAUGCAUCAUGUCAGAAAAUAGCAACAAACGUGUAGUGGUAAAUAAUGUAGUUACUGAGAAAAAGAAAGGAAUGAGGCUUUUGGAAAAUGACCGUAUUGACCUCAUGCCAAAUCGACCCCCCAUAACAUGCUUGGCUGUUGGGAUGCAGAAAGUUGUUACCACACAUGGGGACAAAAACAUCCAAGUGUGGAAGUUUGACUGUGAAAGUGACAAGGGGUGAUGUUGUUACCUUACUGCAUAGGUUUAUUGUAUUUGUCAAUAAAGAAAACUUAUUUAAUCUUCUCUUUUGGCUUUCCAUGGAGCCCGAGCAAGAAACAAGUCAUUGCACUAUACUCAACUCCAUUAAUACUUGUGUUUUACGUGUUAUACUUACGUAUUUAUUCAUGUAAUAGUUUUGUUGAUCAUGAGGUUUGAGUUGUUUUGACCCUGUGACUGAUAUACUGGAUACUGAUAAGAAUCAUGUGUAGAACAUGUGGUUUAGUUUUGUCCUAGCAUUUUGUCACAGUUUGCUCAUCUAUUUUUUAUAAUGAUGGCCGGGAUAGACUUCGUCUGUUUAUAUGACAGUGGUUAUAUCCAUGGAUAACUUUGAAUUGAUA